UUGAUUUUCCACCGUGGACGGUUACCUACUCGAGGCCCAGACCCGAAUCAAACGGACUGGAUUAAAUGUUUUAAAUCAAGGGGUGGGAUUAAAUCUGAAGCACACGCUUUUAUUCGUCACAGUCUCCUCCCACACUCUUCAAUCAGUAAAGAGUUUUAGGUUUUUUUUUCUUCUUCUCGGAGGUUUGUAGAAUCAACAAAAAUGGUGGAAGACCACAAGCACGAGGAAUCGAUCUUGGAGAAGAUUGUUGAGAAGAUCCAUGGCCACGGUGACUCGUCUUCUCUGUCCGAUUCCGACGACGAUAAGAAAUCUACAUCGUCUUCGUCGUCGUCCUUCAAGUCAAAGAUUUACCGACUUUUCGGAAGGGAGAAACCUGUUCACAAGGUUCUCGGUGGUGGAAAACCUGCUGAUAUAUUCCUUUGGAGGAACAAGAAGGUAUCUGGUGGAGUCUUGGGUGCUGUAACUGCGUCUUGGGUCUUAUUCGAGUUAUUCGAAUACCAUCUCCUCGCUUUUCUCUGUCACUUUGCGAUUUUUGCUCUUGCAGCAUUGUUCUUGUGGUCUAAUGCUUGUACAUUCAUCCACAAGUCAACUCCUCACAUCCCGGAAGUUCACAUCCCUGAAGAUCCUAUUCUUCAACUUGUUUCUGGAUUAAGGAUUGAAAUCAAUCGUGGUUUGACCCUUCUUAGGAACAUUGCAUCAGGAAAAGAUGUCAAGAAAUUUAUCCUGGUAAUUGCUGGCUUGUGGGUUUUGUCCAUUAUUGGCAGCUGCUACAACUUCUUGACAUUGUUCUACACUGCUACUGUCCUUCUCUUCACCAUUCCUGUACUCUACGAGAAGUAUGAGGACAAAGUAGAUGCCUAUGGGGAGAAGGCGAUGAGGGAGAUCAAAAAGCAAUAUGCAGUACUUGAUGAGAAGGUAUUGCGUAAGGUCAUAAGCAAGAUUCCAAGAGGAGCUCUGAACAAGAAGAAGGAUUAAGGAAUGUGAGUUACUCUCUCAUUGGAAUCGUAGUAAUGGUUCAAGACAUGUUUUGUUAGAAGCUGUUGGUUGAUAAACCCUUUGAUCUCUUGUUAUUAUUAUGUUCAUUAUAAAUUUGGGGGUUUUAACUAAAAAUAUUUAGAUUAUGAGAGAACACGGAUGGAUGAUAAUUAUUGUUGUUAGUUAUUUGUCUUAGUUAAUUUCUCAUCCUUUUAACAGCUCUCCAUGAUGGUAUUCGUCAUGUCAAUUUUGCAUCAUGUCUGAGGAUUGGUCCAUACACAUAAACUCAAAUUGUUUCGUGGGUUUUUCGCUCUUCACUGCUACUGCGAUCUAACUUUAGUUCAUAAGAAUCUUUCUUGUUUUUAUUUGACUAAUAAUAUUCUUCCCAUUCCAUCUCUUUCAUCAUCUCAACAUCUUGUUCAUAGGAAAAGCUAAA
Messenger RNA from Arabidopsis thaliana (thale cress), 1411 nucleotides. It is a transcript of the gene BTI3, whose product is annotated as VIRB2-interacting protein 3. Gene Ontology annotation, biological process: response to bacterium. The transcript has 5 exons. The coding region runs from base 202 to 975 and encodes 257 amino acids. Lineage: Eukaryota; Viridiplantae; Streptophyta; Magnoliopsida; Brassicales; Brassicaceae. Gene Ontology annotation, cellular component: endoplasmic reticulum membrane. The record is from RefSeq and is marked reviewed.